UUUUGCCCUCCUCACUGCUUACUCUGUCUUUCUUCCUCAGACACCAAUUAAAAAACCCUAUUUUCUUCUCUGAUCGUGAAGAGAAGACAAAUGCUGGAAGCUGCUGAUAACUCAAACGUCCUCAACAGAGGAUUCUCUCAGCUUCAGAAUUGCUUCGGUGAUUGCAGUAGCGAAGAAGAACUAACCGUCCUGCCACGUCAUACCAAAGUGGUCGUCACCGGAAACAACCGUACCAAAUCUGUCCUCGUCGGUCUUCAAGGCGUCGUUCAGAAAGCCGUCGGGCUCGGUGGUUGGCAUUGGCUGGUUUUGACAAAUGGAAUCGAAGUGAAGUUGCAGAGGAAUGCGCUUAGUGUCAUUGAAGCUCCUACAGGGAACGAAGAAGACGAUGAUGUCGAAGUUGGGCAUACACAAUGGAAUCCCUCUGAUAUGACAUGUGAAGACACUUUGAAGCCUCACAAGUCGAAGCAAAGAGGAUACAGAUCAGCGCGGUUAUCACAUAAGGCAAUGUGCAGGGCCUUAUCUUCUGACUCACACUCAAAAAGCUCGACUAUUACUCCUCCUGUGAACAUGAAGGUUGAUCUUAGCAAACUGGAUAUGCCUGCAUUACAGAGAUACAUACGACAUUUUAACCUCGUGGAUACACUUCCUAACCCGUCAAAGGAGCAACUACUUGACAUUGUUCAGGGACACUUCAUGUCUCAGGAGAUGGAUGAGCUUCAGGUUAUAAUGGGAUUCGUUCAAGCUGCAAAAGGAAUGAAGAAAGCUUGCAGGUGGAAUUUAAGAGAACACCAGAAACACUGAUCUUAACUGCAACAGCUAAAGCCCUUGAAUGGACUAACGGACGGUCACAUAUUUUUAAACCGUGGCUUCAAAGGUUGAUUAGUAGUUAAGCCUCUGUCUCUUUUGGGUUAACAGUAGAUGUUGUUAUUUGCUCAUGUAAGUACAUCAAGAAGCAAUGACCCUAAAAACAAAGAAGCCUUUAUAAUCUCUAAUUAAGCAUCCAUCUUUAUAUACGUAUUGCAAAGA
Messenger RNA from Brassica napus (rape), 1026 nucleotides. RefSeq lists its product as uncharacterized. The record is from RefSeq and is a predicted model, not a curated record. Gene Ontology annotation, molecular function: protein binding; transcription coregulator activity. Gene Ontology annotation, cellular component: histone deacetylase complex. The coding region runs from base 91 to 801 and encodes 236 amino acids. Lineage: Eukaryota; Viridiplantae; Streptophyta; Magnoliopsida; Brassicales; Brassicaceae. The transcript is spliced from 6 exons. Gene Ontology annotation, biological process: regulation of DNA-templated transcription.